Racocetra fulgida is the source of this 1599-nucleotide messenger RNA. The record is from the annotation of a GenBank genome assembly. Lineage: Eukaryota; Fungi; Glomeromycota; Glomeromycetes; Diversisporales; Gigasporaceae.
GUAGUUGAAUCACUUAAAGGAAUGUUUAAAACUUUCUAUGUAUUUUUUGAUCAGUCAAGAGAACCAGCAGAGCGGGGCUUUGACUUUAGAUCUGUGGAUAUAAAUGGAGAACUUGAUAAAUUGUUAAAAAAUGAUUACGCUACAGAUUUCGAAUUUAUGACCGAUGUAACGCAAAUUAUCAUUGAUCUUAAAGACGGUCAUACCGAUUUUAGAUCUGCUUGUUACAACGCAUUUUUCUUUCUUCAAGACAUCUGGCUUUAUUCAACUGUCGAUUGUCAUGGAUCACAGAUUAUUAAAGUACUCCAAGAUGAUUUAGAUUCCUCAAAUGAUAGGUGUGAGGUUACGAAAAUUGAUGGCAGACCUGCUUUAGAAGUAAUUACCUCAUAUGCCAAAAACCAUAUCAGAAAUUCCCGUGAUCUUGGUGUAAGAUUUAACCUGGCAUUAGCGUCUCUCAAAUUUACUAAUGGUAUUUUCGGCUUAAAUACGAACCUUAUCACUUCAAGUCAAUUCACCAGACGUUUGACUUUACCGGAUUCUGAUAGUAUCACUUAUGAACUCAAAUGUAAUAAUAGCGAAACUAAAACAUUAAAAAGACUUUGGAGGAUAGCUAAUAAUGCUUAUAAUACUCUUGCUUUCACCGAUUCCAAAAGCUAUUUUGAUUCCAUCUGUCUUGUAAACAAAACCCAACAACCUACUCCUUCUAAUACCCAACAAAAUUCGGAAUUGACUAUAAAUUUAUCAAAUAAAAACAUUCAAGUGGAAAUUCCUGGUGAUCAAUUCGACAACUUUGAUAAUUUUACCAUUUUUUAUAAAUUAAACGACACUGGUGUCAUCGUCGUACCAACUUUCUUACCUCCUGCCUAUGCGCUUGAUCAAAAUAAAUAUCAAUCGGAUCUUAUAGCUAAAUUUAAAAACUUUGCCCAAUCCGGUGUUAAAAAAAUGAAUGAUGUCAUGACAUUCCUUAUCGAACAAGCCGAUAAACAAGGUCUUGGUCCUAAAACAAUAAGUUUUUCCCCUAAUCAAGAACAGUCAAUAUUUACUGGUCAACCUUUUAAUAACGCUGCUGAAUUUAUUGGUGAUAAUAAAUUCACAAGAGGUGGCGUAACUACUAAAUUUUCAAAUCUAUUUUUUGAUAUAUUAAACGAAUCCGCUUUAUCUGAUUGGAAAUCUCCUUGGACAAAUAAGGACAUUAUCGUGCUUACUGAUGGUUCUUGUGUAUCUACAUGCGCACAAACUGUUCAAUAUCUAGCUGAACAAGCUAAAAUUGCUACCGUCUCUGUUGGUGGUUUUCAUAACAGUACUAUGUCUUACUCUUCAUUCCCUGGUGGAAAUGUUGUAACUGUAGCUGAUUUCUAUAGUCAGAUAAAUAACAUCACAAGUAACACUACCGACCCAAAACCUGAUAUACCAAAAAACUUUGCAACUGACAUUUCAAUGUUUAUAUUUAAAUUCACUUAUAGUGAAACUCAUGAUUUGGAGUCUCAUGAUAAGAUAAAUGAAUUUAUGUACAGACCUGCUACCCAUAGAUUAUUUUACGAUGAUGAAAGCAUUGUUAAUCCUAGCCUUUUAUGGUUACAAGCUGCGAAAUUCAUUUCUUGA